Molecule: messenger RNA, 270 nt
Organism: Plasmopara halstedii
Lineage: Eukaryota; Oomycota; Peronosporomycetes; Peronosporales; Peronosporaceae
Exons: 2
Coding region: 1-270 (89 amino acids)
Source: RefSeq, a predicted model, not a curated record
AUGGUUCGAACAUACAUUGACUCAGAGUUUGAGCUCGAUAAUGACUAUGCUCCGCUACUUGAUCAAUAUCUCAAGUUCCAAUUCGAUGACGAGACUAUUGAAUUUAUCUAUUUCAUGAUUGGUCGCCUAAUGACUAGGCUGAAUGACAAAUUUGAUUUCAUGGUUUUGCUUUAUGGUGAAGGUGGAUCAGGUAAAUCGUUAUUAAUGAACCUGCUUAAGUAUUCAUUUGCUUCUGAUCAGGUUAUUAUUUUAUCAAACUCUCAUCAAUAA